Cydia pomonella (codling moth) is the source of this 2384-nucleotide messenger RNA. RefSeq names its product methenyltetrahydrofolate synthase domain-containing protein (gene lost). Lineage: Eukaryota; Metazoa; Arthropoda; Insecta; Lepidoptera; Tortricidae. Bases 188 to 1921 code for a protein of 577 amino acids. The transcript is spliced from 12 exons. Gene Ontology annotation, cellular component: cytoplasm. The record is from RefSeq and is a predicted model, not a curated record.
CAUUGCGCUUUGCGUCUCGAAGUUGGUUGGUUGCAAUUGUUUUUUAUUCGCGUUCUAUUUUUGUGUGUGACGGGUCCGUUCCGUGCCGUCCGGCGGAAAAGGUUUAUAAUUUUCAGAUUUUUAAUGAUUCUCGAUUAGAUUAACGAAUUAACUGCGAAAUACCUCCCGAUUGCGAUAUAUCUUCAAGAUGCAGAACGGAGACGAUAAUCCAGCGGCGGCAGAUGCACAAAAGGGUGAACAAGUGACAACAGCUGAUGCCAAGCCCGUCCCAGAAGAAAUCACCAAGCAAUCCUUCCGUCUCAAAGUAUGGCGGCACUUGGAGAGCAACGGCCUCGCCAUGUUCCCCCGGCCCGUGUACAACCGCAUACCCAACUUCAAGGGGGCGCCCGAGGCCGCCGCCAAGCUGGCAGAGCUGGACAUCUUCAAGAACGCCACCACUGUCAAGGUCAACCCUGAUAAGCCGCAGGAACCCGUCAGAGUCCUGUGCUUGGAACAAAAGAAAACCCUCUACGUGCCGGUUCCCCGUCUACAGACUGGGUUCCUGAACCGCUUAGAGCUGCCGGAAGGCGAGACCGGCCCAGCGGCCUUCAAGAAGGCCGUCUCGCGCAAUGGGAUGGAGACUUAUGGAAAGAGUAUUGGCAUUGAAGACUCCGUAUCCCUGGACCUGGUUGUGAUGGGUUCCGUGGCCGUGUCCAAAGAGGGCUAUCGCAUUGGCAAGGGGCGCGGCUACGGGGACUUGGAGUUCGGGCUGAUCAUGCACAUGAAGGCUGUCAAGCCCAACACCAUCGUCGUCACUACCGUGCACGAUUGUCAGGUGUUUGAUACCUUACCAGCUGAGCUGUUUGGUCCGCACGACGUUCCCAUUGAUGUCAUUGUCACACCAACUCAGGUGAUAGAGACACAGAGGAUGAGCCAGCGGCCGCCGGGCAUCAUCUGGCACCUGCUGUCCAACCGCCGCGUCGAGCUCAUGCCCGUGCUCGGACAGUUGCGGGAGAUCGAAAUGCUAGCGGGCCGCGCGUGCACGCUGGCGGAGGUGGACACGGACGUGGAGGAGCGCGCGGCGCAGCGCGUGCGCAGGGUGCGGCGCCGCACGCGCUCGCACAAGAGCCAGAGCGAGGGCGAGGGCAACACGACGGAAGGCGAGGAAGGCAAGGGCGCCAAGCCGCGCCGCGGGCCGCGCCGCAACAGCGGCAAGGGCAAGGACAAGGACGACCACAAGCCGCGCCGGCCCCGCAAGCAGCGGCCCGUCAUCGACUUCUCCGUCAAGAUUUCGAAUAUUAGCCCGAACACGCGAGUGCGCGAUUUGAAGCAGGCUCUCUCCGAGCGCGGGGUCAAGCCUCAAAUCAUGGUGUGGAAGGGUUUCCGUGGAUACUGCUAUCUACACUUUUUCAAGCCUGGACCACAAAAGGGUGAGGGCGACAGCGCAGCCACAGUGAACAUGGACAGCGUGAUCUCGGCGCUGGCGGAGAUGUCGGUGGGCGGCAGCGGCGGGGAGUCGCCCAACCGCGACGACAAGCCGCGCCUGCUGGCCGUGGAGCCCGCGCCGCCGCGCGAGCCGCGCGCGCCACGCGACCAGGCCGCGGCGCAGGAGCUGCCCGCCGCGCCGGCGGCAGAGGUAACUACCGUGUGUGUACAGCGGCGGCGAGGCGCCCCCCCGCGACGACAAGCCGCGCCUGCUGGCCGUGGAGCCCGCGCCGCCGCGCGAGCCGCGCGCGCCACGCGACCAGGCCGCGGCGCAGGAGCUGCCCGCCGCGCCGGCGGCAGAGGUAACUACCGUGUGUGUACAGCGGCGGCGAGGCGCCCCCCCGCGACGACAAGCCGCGCCUGCUGGCCGUGGAGCCCGCGCCGCCGCGCGAGCCGCGCGCGCCACGCGACCAGGCCGCGGCGCAGGAGCUGCCCGCCGCGCCGGCGGCAGAGGUAACUACCGUGUGUGUACAGCGGCGGCGAGGCGCCCCCCCGCGACGACAAGCCGCGCCUGCUGGCCGUGGAGCCCGCGCCGCCGCGCGAGCCGCGCGCGCCACGCGACCAGGCCGCGGCGCAGGAGCUGCCCGCCGCGCCGGCGGCAGAGGUAACUACCGUGUGUGUACAGCGGCGGCGAGGCGCCCCCCCGCGACGACAAGCCGCGCCUGCUGGCCGUGGAGCCCGCGCCGCCGCGCGAGCCGCGCGCGCCACGCGACCAGGCCGCGGCGCAGGAGCUGCCCGCCGCGCCGGCGGCAGAGGUAACUACCGUGUGUGUACAGCGGCGGCGAGGCGCCCCCCCGCGACGACAAGCCGCGCCUGCUGGCCGUGGAGCCCGCGCCGCCGCGCGAGCCGCGCGCGCCACGCGACCAGGCCGCGGCGCAGGAGCUGCCCGCCGCGCCGGCGGCAGAGGUAACUACCGUGUG